CAACAGUUUACCCACAAAAGUGAGGAGGGGCAAUCCCAUGACAUCAUGCUCAUAAGACUAAAUGAUGAUGUUAAAAGUCCCACCAUCAACCUUCCUCCUGUGGAGUGUACCAGACCAGAAAUGAGUCACCAGGUUCAGAUCGGAGGCCUGGGUUUCAAAGCCGACAGUGGAAAAAAAGCCAAAGCGCCCAGCAAAUUGCAGUGUUCCAGCACAGACAUCAAAGAGUGUGGUGAGGAUGAUAAACCUGAUGCAAAAUACUUCAGUGAUGAAACUACCACCAUGUGUGCCUUUAAACCUGGCGUGGAGGUCUGCUUUGUAAGUACACAGUUCAUUUCUUUUUCUUAUUUUUGUGUGUCAUGGCAUAUGAUCACAGCUCUGAUCCUUCUAUUCCAGGGUGAUUCAGGUUCAGGUGUGGAGUACAACAACCUCUUAUAUGGGAUCAUUUUAAACAACCCUGAUGAUAAGUGUUCAGGCAGACUUGUAAUGCUGGAUAUUUGUAAAUACAGGAAGUGGAUCGAUGAAACCAUGGAGAAAAAUUAAUGGAUACGUUGCAUAGAUUAAUACAGAAAUUGCAAAUGUACUUUAAAUAUUGCUUAUUAGCUAUUAUAAUCACCUGCCAAAUGAGCUUAGUUGCUGUUAAUUAAAGAAUUACUGCAUUAUCAAGAUCACUUUUU
Monopterus albus (swamp eel) is the source of this 674-nucleotide messenger RNA. RefSeq names its product kallikrein-15-like. NCBI's taxonomy places the organism in Eukaryota, Metazoa, Chordata, Actinopteri, Synbranchiformes, Synbranchidae. Gene Ontology annotation, molecular function: serine-type endopeptidase activity. The record is from RefSeq and is a predicted model, not a curated record. The transcript has 2 exons. Gene Ontology annotation, biological process: proteolysis. Bases 46 to 540 code for a protein of 164 amino acids.